Rhincodon typus (whale shark) is the source of this 1206-nucleotide messenger RNA. Its product is annotated as serine protease HTRA2, mitochondrial-like. The record is from RefSeq and is a predicted model, not a curated record. The transcript is spliced from 6 exons. Gene Ontology annotation, biological process: programmed cell death; positive regulation of apoptotic process; proteolysis. The coding region runs from base 73 to 672 and encodes 199 amino acids. NCBI's taxonomy places the organism in Eukaryota, Metazoa, Chordata, Chondrichthyes, Orectolobiformes, Rhincodontidae. Gene Ontology annotation, cellular component: mitochondrion. Gene Ontology annotation, molecular function: serine-type endopeptidase activity; protein binding.
UUUUAGACUCCGCUUCCCACGCUGCCACUGGGAGUGUCCUCUGAGGUCAGACACGGCGAGUUUGUUGUUGCUAUGGGCAGUCCCUUUGCCCUCCAGAACACCAUCACAUCUGGGAUUGUCAGCUCUGUGCAGAGGGGGGGUCAGGAGCUUGGCAUGGCUCACUCGGAUAUGGAAUAUAUUCAGACUGAUGCGUCCAUUGAUUUCGGAAACUCUGGAGGCCCACUGGUCAACUUGGACGGUGAGGUGAUUGGAAUUAACACCAUGAAGGUGACAGCUGGAAUCUCGUUCGCAAUUCCAUCAGACAGACUGCGGCAGUUCCUCGUACAGGCCAAACAGAGUAAAAAGUCCUGGUUCGGAAUGGAAACGAAACAUCGAUACAUUGGGGUCCUGAUGCUGACUCUCACCCCUCAAAUCCUGAGUGAGCUGAAACUGCGAGAUCCCAGAUUCCCAAAUGUCUCCCACGGCGUUUUAAUCCACAAAGUGAUCACUGGAUCCCCGGCAUAUCUAGCUGGGGUGAGGCCGGGAGACAUUGUCGUGGAGAUAAAUGGCCGUGUGGUGAAGACGGCAGAAGAUGUUUACCAGGCAGUUCACCGGGAGAACUCUCUGACUGUGGUGGUCCGCAGAGGAAGCGAGGAACUCAUGAUCAAUAUUGUCCCUGAGGUCCAAGAGUGACGGGCGCAUGGGGAAUGAGGGUACGGCGUUUGGAGUGAGGAGUGGCUCCUGGGUAACCCUAGAGCUGACAAGGCACAGCUCAGCGUUCUGGACUGUGAGGGGGUGGGGGUGGGGGUGGGGGGGAUGGUGGGGAGGGUCUGUGUAUUUUGUGGGGGAAGGGGGAGAAUCAGUGUAUUGUUGUGGGGUGGCAGGGGCAAGGCGUUGUGUAGAAACAGUGCGUUGAGUGUGGGAUGGGAAUGGAGCACCAUGUUCACUGGCUAAGCCUGGGUUCUUGCCAUUUCAAAGCUGCCAACUGUAUCAAACGGUGAUGAUGAAGACAAUGAUGUGACUGCUCAACUUUCAGGAACGUGCACUGUGGUUGAACAGCCAGCUAGGUAGUGUAACCCUCCAGAGCAGCUACGCACCCCCCUCUGCUGGGGUAGGAGGGGAUGUUUGUGCGCCCCCCCCUCUGCUGGGAGGGGAUGUUUCUGCCCCCCCCCUCUGCCGGGGGGGGGUGUGUGUGCGCGCCCCGCACCCCUCCUGCCGGGUUGGGGG